Messenger RNA from Melitaea cinxia (Glanville fritillary), 825 nucleotides. It is a transcript of the gene Dpck, whose product is annotated as dephospho-CoA kinase domain-containing protein. Gene Ontology annotation, biological process: coenzyme A biosynthetic process. Bases 90 to 788 code for a protein of 232 amino acids. Lineage: Eukaryota; Metazoa; Arthropoda; Insecta; Lepidoptera; Nymphalidae. Gene Ontology annotation, molecular function: ATP binding; dephospho-CoA kinase activity. The record is from RefSeq and is a predicted model, not a curated record. The transcript is spliced from 4 exons.
UUAAUUUGUAUUUGACAGCUUUAAAAAAAUACUAGUUUUUCGAUCAAAUCGAUGUUUUAAUAACUACGGUAUCGGUGUAAACUUUAAAAAUGUUUAUCGUUGGACUAACAGGAGGAUUAGCUACCGGAAAAAGUACUGUCCUUUCAAUAUUUCGUGAUAAUGGAAUAGCUGUAAUAGAUGCGGACGAAGUAGCUAGAAAAGUGCUAGAACCUGGCACGAAGGCAUGGAAAGAAGUGAAGAACUACUUUGGUGAUAGUGUAUUACAUCCUGAUGGUAAAAUAAAUAGGCUCAAAUUGGGUGAACUAAUCUUUGAUGAUAUAGAAAAGCGACGAAAAUUAAAUGCCAUAACACACCCAAGGAUUCAGAGAGCCAUGAUGUUGAUGGCGCUUAAGUACUUUUUCUCAGCUCACAAAUAUGUAGUGAUGGAGGUCCCAUUGCUCUUCGAAACAGGGAAAAUGUUGAACUUUAUGCACAAAAUAAUUACUGUUAUAUGCGAAGAUCAUCAACAAUUAGAACGACUAUGUAAACGCAGUGACUUCUCAGAAAAAGUGGCCAAGAAAAGAAUAAAUACUCAAAUGCCACUGGAGCAAAAAGUAGCCAAUUCCCAUUUUGUUAUAAAUAAUUCUGGAGAUAUUGAGAACACAAGAAAUCAGACUUUAGGCAUAAUAAAAGUUUUAAGCCGAUCUAAGUUCACUUGGUAUUUCCGAGCUAUUUUUGGAAUAGCAUUUCUUUCUUUCAUAUUUGGAGUUACUCAUAUAGCUGUGAAGUUAUUUUAUAAUGAAACUUAGAACACCUAAGUUGUAAUAUAUUGUAUUAUAUCGUAAA